UUGGAGCUUGUUUUCAUUGAGGGGGGAAGAACUCUUUAUCUUGUGAAAAGCUGGUCGUGGUCAUUUGCCUAACGAAGAUAGUUUUUGAUUUUGUUAUCGCGGAUACUUUUUAUAUUGUUUUUAUUUCAAAUAUUUGAAUUCGGAACCAGCUGGGCAGCGAAAUAAAGAGAUCAGGGUGCAUCCUGCAGGUUUUUAAACCCUGGCUGCAUUAUUCUACACAGUGAUCGUUGAAGUAUAUACCUUUCACUGAUUGGCCACAGAAAAGAUGACCAAGUGCAUUGUGAGAGGCUGCAAAACCAGGCAAAUCAAGAAGCAGAGGGCAGGGGAAAUUAGCCUGCAUUGCUUUCCAAAAUCACCAAAAAGAAUUCGCCAGUGGCUUGAAAGCACAGGACAAUAUUUUGAUGAUAUGGAAGCUAUUAUUAGGAAAAUAAUGGAAACUAAGGCUGGUGUUAAUUAUCGUAUGUGUUCUGUACAUUUCACUCCAGAUUGCUUCCAAAUGAUUGGAUCACGAAGAUCUUUAAAAAAUACAGCUGUGCCUUCAAUUUUCCCUCCUGUUGAUAACUCUUGGCCAAUAGAUGAGGCAGCACCUUCAACAUCUGGUUCUGCCAUGACACCUCUAACUAUAAAAUCAACCACACUACCAAUGCACCAAGUUAUUUCUAGGAAUAAUGAUGGUUCCAAAAUCUGGAGUUCCCCAUAUACGGCUGCUGAACAUACUUAUGAUGUGAACUUGAUUGAAAGAUAUAUAGAUGAAAAAGGAUUAACAACAACUAUUGAGCGACCUGUAAAAAGUAUAUCAGCAAGAAGCAUUGUGCCUAUUGAUCAUAUUCGAGAUUUUGAGAGUGUUUCAACAACACCUUCAUCUACUCAGUCAGCCCACAUGCAAAAGUGUACAAAAGCAGAUAAGCCACCAGUGAAGAUCAUUUCAGCGAGAUCUAUACUCCCAAUAGAUACAAGUCUAUUGAAAAAACAGGAUAGACCUGAUUUGGGCAGUAUUGUGUCCACUGAUUCAGCUGCUACUUCUUCUCAAAAGAUUGUGGAUCCAUUUGCAAAACAAGUUAAAUUUAGACCUAUUCUCCCAAAACCCACUUCUCAGCCACAAAAUCAAGAACAUUUAUCAGUGCCCUCUCUGAAUGUAAUAGGUCAUUCUUCACCUCUAAAAGCAUUGGAUGAACAAAACAUAAAUCUGACGUCAACUAAAUCCACGUUCAUAACUUGUAAAACAGUUGGAACGUGGACUGGAUCUUAUGAUGAUUUCAUGGCAGAGGUUGCUGCGUAUGAAAAAAUGUUUGCAGAAGAGGAUGCAAAUAAAGAAAAAUCAACUUCCGGAGGAAAUAAUAAAUCAAAGACAACAACUACAUCAAGGAUUUUAAGUUGUAUCAGUGAUUGGAAUGAUGAUGUAGAAGAUAUUAAUUCCCCUUCUGAACAGGAACAAACAUUGCUGCCACUCAUGGAUACAAGUAUGCUUUCUGGAGCACCAUCUGCAUUAGAUGAAUCAAUGCAGAACGUCACUACGGAUGUGGCUGACACUUCAUAUAUCUCUGAAAACGAGUCAUUGUCCGCUGAUGAAACAGUGAAGCAACAUGAGGCAUCGGCAAAGUUUGUGAAAGAACGCAAAUUCAUUGUGUUUGAGUCGUGCCUCGAUGAACUAUUAAAAAAACUCUCUUGCAAACAUGUAAAACGUUGUGAUGCAGCAGUGGAACACAUUGUCAAAUCCAUUGUUGGCACAUGCUUGAUAGUCUUUGGGGAAUGUACAAAUGGACAUAAGUCUAAACUGUGGCAAAGUCAGCCCCUUAUAGGAGAAACACCAGUUGGCAAUGUAUUAAUAUGUUCUGCCGUUUUAUUAACAGGAAAUUAUUUAACAAAAAUAAAAGAUUUUUUUGACAUUCUCUUUGUUCCUUUUGUCUCUACAAAAACUUUUUCUUUGUAUGAAAAUAAUUAUCUUUUCCGUGCAAUAGACCAACGUUGGAAAAAAGAGAGAGAUAGAUUACUUAAGCGUUUUUGUGGUAAAGCCAUUGGCUUGUUGGGGGAUGGCCAAUGUGAUACUACUGGCUUUUCAUCUAAGUAUUGUACAUAUACUUUGAUGGAAGAGAGUUCUGAAAAAAUUAUUGACUUGAACAUCAUCCAUGUUUCAGAGACCACCUCCUCUCUAGCCCUGAAGGCUAAAGCAUUUAGGAGAAGUAUCAACAAUGUCCUUAACGAAGGCCUUAAAAUUAUGGCUAUAGCAACUGAUCGUCAAGUUGCUAUUAGAAAAAUCAUGCAGGAGGAGUACAGAGAAAUCAACCAUCAGUUUGACCUAUGGAACUAUACAAAAACAAUUCAUAAAAAAUUGACUUUAAUUGCUAGAAAAACAGAAAACCAUCAACUGAUGCCAUGGAUUCCAUCUAUUAUCAACCAUUUGUGGUACUCCGCUGCCUACUGCGAAGGCAAUAUAAUUCUGCUUACUGAGUUAUGGAAAUCUGUUGUUAAUCAUGUGGCCAACAACCAUUCUUGGGAUAAUGGUAUUAAAAUUCAUAAAUGUCUCCAUUCAGACAUUUCUCAGGAUGAAACAAAGAAACGCCCCUGGCUAAGGAAAAACUCGCAGGCAUACUCUGAAUUAUUGAUGUUUGUUUGCGACAAAGAAAUCAUUCAGGAUCUAUUCUAUCUAAAAAACUUUUGCCAUUCUGAGAAUAUGGAACUUUUUCGCAGUUUGGUACGUAAGUUUCGCCCAAAACAUGUGCAAUUCAAGAUAGAUGCAGUGAUUGCAAGGACUCAGUUAGCAGUUCUUGCACAUAAUGCCAGCAUUGACCGAUUCCAGGGAAAGGUUAAGCAUGCAAGUAGAGUAAAUGUAGACCUUGAACAAGAAUGUUCUAAACAUUUAUUAUCCAAAAUGAAAACAGUGGGUCAAUUUAAUCCGAUUUAUGAGGAAACCACAAACCAAGAUAUGCUGCCGAUUAUGGAGGAUGUUAUCAAAAUGGUUCUUGCAGAGUAGUAGUGUGACUAGAGGGCAUAUUUGGCAUUGCUGCCACUUAAUAUCUCUUCUACAUGACAACCACCAACUUCAGAAUUGAUACUGCUUAGAGAAGUUAAUGUUGUGUUGUAUUUUUUUUAUUUAUUUUUUCUAAUUGCGUUUAUAAAAUUAAUAACAGACACUGUAAAAUACUUUUUUUUUUAGUCCUUUUAAUUUUGUUCUUUAAAAUUUUAGAUUGCCUUUCUACUGGUGUAUAUUUUAAAUAUCUGGUUAUAACGUUUAUUAAAAAAAAUGGCAAUGAAUACUGUUUAUAGUUUCACUUUCAUUUAUAAAAUGUAAUUAAGUUGUAGCUUUUAAAACUUCUUAUGCAAAUCUUUCAAACUUCAGUUUUAAUUACAACAUUUUUGUGAGCUAAUGGUUUUAAUUGCUCUCUAAUCGGCUACAAAAAAAGUGCUAUACUGUUCAAACUGUUAUCUUACAAAUAAAUAUGAGUUUUGAAUUGGGUGGCCGUAACACAGGUAAUUAGAAUGGCAGGGCUAAAAUAAAAAGUUACAGCGCAUUUUUAUUAGACAUGUUAGAUGUUAUGGAGCAGAUAUAAAGUCAUGGUUAGUAUUUUAUCCCCUAGUGUGUACAAAAAUGUGCAUUUUUAACUCUUCACAAUUGUAAAUAUUGAAGGAAAAUAUGAAUUUCCAAAUGGUAGGCUUACUUGCCAACUGAGAAGCUCCGUCUUCACGCUCUGAAGGCAUCCCUUGGCAGGCCACAAAGUAAAGCCACCUACCGCACACUAAAUAAAUAUUGCCGGUCUUGUGCUGUGCUUUUAAUAUGCAUGUGAAAAUGGUGCCAGCCACCUCUGAAAACAGCCCUGUCCCCUUUUCGUACUUUAUAAAUAUAAUUGUAAAUAAAAACAUCUCUUAGCGCAUUAA
Messenger RNA from Bombina bombina (fire-bellied toad), 3873 nucleotides. RefSeq lists its product as uncharacterized. NCBI's taxonomy places the organism in Eukaryota, Metazoa, Chordata, Amphibia, Anura, Bombinatoridae. The record is from RefSeq and is a predicted model, not a curated record. The transcript is spliced from 3 exons. Bases 266 to 2971 code for a protein of 901 amino acids.